Amoebophrya sp. A120 is the source of this 3795-nucleotide messenger RNA. Lineage: Eukaryota; Dinophyceae; Syndiniales; Amoebophryaceae. The record is from the annotation of a GenBank genome assembly.
CUUGAUAGCCGGGGACACAGCUAUGCAAACGCAAAUCCAAAUUGGCUGCGGAGUGACAGAAUGUUGCUAGUUUAUUUUGCGCGUCAAUGUGACUCUGUGGCUGACUCUGAAAUUAGUUGUGCUGUUUUCGUACAAGAGCGUUGCUUUUCUUCGUGUCUACUAACUCCGCGAAGAAAAUCGCCUGAAGUCCUCUCCAGGUAGAGCGCAAAAGAAGCAUCAUGGUGGAGAAGAGCUCCCUCGAGGCCAUGCGGCAGGGAAUGCCGCUGCUGGUUUCGAUGUUUGGCGAACCGGUGGAGAUUCACCUCGUACUACUUUCAGAGGAUUCGAAGCGCAUCACGUUUCUCCCGAAGGGCGCCGAAGUGGACCUGAAACGAAACGAAAUUUUCGACAACUGGCCGGGAAUCGCGGUGCGAAUAAAGUCUCUUGUGUUUUUUUGGACAUUGUGUGUUGCUUGCUACCACUUCGCGGACGGAAGUCGAGUCUGGAGUGACGUCUGUCCCACAGUCACAAAAAUUAUUUUCAGAUCAAGGACAUCGAAUCCGUUGUGGGCGAACGACCGAGAAGCUUCUUGGAGGACCCGGAAGCUGCUGCCUCUGCACGAGGACGGGAUGAGCGUACCGAAAUGAAGUUGGUUUUGCUCCUUUUCCAGGGUAGCGAAGUGAUCGGAUCAAUGCAUUAUCAGCUUCAGGAACAAUAAAGUUGUCCUUUUCCGUGCGUUUGACAUUCCUUCGUGAAUAUGUUGUAUCUCAACACCGUGACCAUGGCUGUUACUGUUUCUGCAGGUGGCUCUGGCGGCAGCGGAAGUCGGUCGCGUUCUAUAUCCCCCCGCUACGGCACCCCGGGAUCGAGCAUCUACUCGAUCACGAUGCAAAUGAAGAAGGAGACGGGGGAGAACGAGAUCAAGAUCAUUUGCGCCACGCCGGUAGACUUCUUCACAUGGUAUCAUGGAGCGAAGCAUUUGGUGGAGGUGGCGAAGGAAGAGGUAUACUUUCUUGUCACUGAUGUCAUGAUUUUCUUUGGGGGAUCUGGAACCGCCCUACUCGGGCCGCCCACAAGACAGCACGAUAUUCUUGUCACUUCGAAAACGAAUUUUUUCAUACACGUCGUACGUGGCGAAAUCGAAAUGAUGAAACAAGACCAGCACGAAGAAUGAAAAAUUGAAAUCGUCAGGCUAUGCUCGUGCUCGAAGACGACGAAGAAGGUUCAUCCGAGGAAACAGAGUCCUCCGAGGAAGAGGCAGAAGACACCGACUACUUAAAGCCUGGUUCCGGCAGCCUAGUGGAGGCUAUCCGCGACGAGAACGCCAGGAUCUCGGCGGACCUGGAAAAGAAGGAAAGGCUGCUGCACCGCAUGGAAGCCCUGCGGCAGGAGGCCAAGCGCCGCACGCACGACGUACUGUAUUCGAGGACCCCGAUGGCAAGAGGUUCUGUACCCUAUGAAGAUGUUUCCAAACCCACCUACUUUUCAUCCGCCUCUGCGCCCACCACCCCCCCACCAAGCUCGGUGAAGACGAUAUCGGCGCCCUCCUCCAGCUCGAACGCCUUCUCCUCCUCGAGCCAGACGGCGGCGUACAUAAAGCAGAUGAAUCGGUUCUAUGACAAUUCGAACGAGAAGAAGUUUCUCGACACGACACCGCCGAAUUUCACGGAUUCCGAUGAGGAUUCCGACGAAGAGGAUUCGUCCUCCGGCGAGGAGCAGAAUUAUGCUGUCGCGGGUGAAGAAAAAGAUGGAAAUUCCGACGUUUCGGAAACCGAAUCCGAAGAAGAGCCAGUGGUGGAUGUCGCGGGAGAGCUGCUGAAAAAUCACCCUUUGGUGUACAACACCGGUGGAUAUAAUCAUGCCGGCGCAGCUGCGAGCCAUGCAUACGGUAAUAUCAAAAACGAUGUCAACAGUGAGGACGAGUCUGCCGAGGAUGAAAUGAGUUCCGAAGAGUCCGAGGACGACGAGGAGGAGGAUCUUGUCUUUCCCCCGCGAACAGCAGCAGGGGGAACGCUUCUCGAAGCGGACGAGGAAGAUUACGUGUACGCGGAACACACGCCGGGCAGGUACAGAUUGAGAUGCUGGUUGUUGUUCCCUCGGUGUUGAAGAAUCGCGAUGCUGACGAUUAUGCCUGCAUGGUGCGCAUUGUAUUGCGAAGCAAAAAACUAAAACCAAACAUUUGUUUUGGUCUGUAUGUAUCUGUCAUCUACUUAGGUGGAGCUUCAAGAAGCAUAUCAAGGGCUCCGCUGGGGCAACAUCAAGCGCCGCAAAGGUCGCUGCGGACGCGUCGGCGACGAAAAGCACUGCAGCGCCGGGUAGCUGUGACGAAGCAGAAAACAGCACUUCAUCUAGGUACUUAUGAGUAAUUCGAUUUAUUUGCAUUUGUGAUUGUCGAUGUGUCUACGAGUACCAUUAUGGAGUUGUCCUUUAUUAUUUAUUUCACUUCGCAGAUGAAAACAGAAUAAAAAAACGAAUCACACCAACCAAUAUUCAUGUAACAGCGACGCCGACGUGGACGACGAAAUGCUAACGAUUCGUCCCUUCCCGCAUAUUUACGACAGCGAGAAAGAUUCGAUGUAUGUGGACUAUUCCAAAGUGGGCGGCCCCUUCUCCGGCGCAGCAGCAGCGGGGUGUUACCCAAAAACCACGGUGUCGCCCACGACGGCGCAGGUCGGCGAGGGAGAUCUUCUGGACGAGGAAGGUCUCGGCCUCGGAGCAUCGUGGUCGACCACAUUGGACGACGAGUCCAAUGGUGAGCAGGAGAAGCUGCUGGGGAUUAUCAACCACAUUUCCGAGGUCGACCAGUAUCUGAAGCAGAAGCGCGACCUGUUGGAGUUGCAAAAGCAAAUCCUGCAGGACAAACGGAACGUCGUGCAGGACUUGGCAAAGGAGUGCGAAUCUUUUGUGCUGGGCGACGACGUGUCGUCGUACUGAUUUCGCCGCGUCGCUGAUUGCAAACUGCUGGUCAGAGAUAGACACAACAACUUUUGCUACAUUAUCUCCAGCUAAUCGGUACGAAGUAAUGCCACCUUCUGAGAUUCUGCGCUAUCACGCUAAUCGCAAAAAUCUUACAUCAACUGCAUGAUUGCCACGCAAGAUACAAGAAAGUUUUCGCAUCCGUCGACCAUGGAGGCGGAGUAAAGUAACUCAAGAGUAGUUCGCUUCACAAGCGAUAUCUUCCAAAAAGAGGAUGGAUGAAGCACAUGCACAAGGAAAAUUUUGAAAAGUGGUAAGGCGUGUCGUCGAUCAACAUGCAUAUCCGAGCUUUUCUAGACGCUCCAGAUGAAUCACCAGACUUACUAAUUGAUUCGCUUUGCUGUAUGUCUAGGAAUUCGAUUCGCUACUUGGGUUCAACAUUCGUCAAAUCGUUUUACUUGACUCGUUCUCAUCUUAUACCUUGAUCGUUUCGUAUUUGAUCGCUUCGUGAUUCGUCGGGAAUGUCGUGGUAGGCUCGACGCGGCGACUUUCUCAUCUGUGUAAAAAACCUUCGUAUCGACAUCGUCACGAUGCCAUGCUGAACGACGGACGUUGAGAUUUGAUAGUUGCGGAACUAGUUGUGGUCUUCUAGGUACAUCAGCAACGUUUUAUUCUUAUUUUAGGACGGACAUGGAGGGGGCCGACGCCGCACCUGCAGCGACGCCCGGGCUUGGAAAGGGCAAAGGUAUCGGGAAGAAAGGUAAGAAAGCCGCGUUGCCAGCGGCCGAGGGUGAUGCUGCAGCUCCGACAACUGGAACACCCCCGGACGGCGCGGCCACAGCUGCAACCGUGUCGACGGAAGACGGUGCGUCAUCUAGUUUGAAGGGAGGGAAGAAAAAA